AUGGCGACUAAAAGAUUGUGCAAAACCUGGCUAUCCAUCAUAAAUAGCCCACAGUUUGUUGAGGCCCACCUGGCUAAUUCCAAGAACAAACAAGCAUCUGUGCUCAAAGCCUCUGAUGCUUGGAGGGUUUUGUCCAUGGACACUGUUGAAGAAUCAGUUCAGCUUAAACAGCCAUCACGUCUUGAGGGUGAGGUUCGUUUCAUGCGUUCUUGUAAUGGUCUUGUUUGUCUUUCUAAUGAUUGUUGUGAUAGUAUAUGUAUUCGGAAUCCAUGUACUAGACAGUAUAAGAUGCUCUCUGUCCCCAACUAUGCAAAUCGUUUCUUCACUUGUCUAGGGUUUGGGUUUGAUUCUGUUGGAAACGACUACAAGAUUCUUAGGCUUGUAAAAAAGGUUGACCAUGACCUACGAGGUUUUGUAGUUCGCAUCUAUAAACCAGAAGCAUUUUUGUAUUCCGCAAAGGCUGAUACUUGGAAAAAGAUUCGUAUUCUGAAUACUAUUAAAAGAUCUUUUUGGUAUUCGGUCAAGAGAUUCUGUGGUCCUGAUAUUAGUGGGAAGUUGUAUUUGGAAGGGGAGGCUGGGCUAUUGCUGUUUGAUUUGCGGAACGAUGUGUUUGGGGAAAUUGUAGUGUUACCGUUUCCCAUUUACGGGCAACGGAAAAGGAUAUAG
This is a messenger RNA of Daucus carota subsp. sativus, 666 nucleotides long. RefSeq names its product F-box/WD-40 repeat-containing protein 1-like. The record is from RefSeq and is a predicted model, not a curated record. The transcript has 2 exons. Bases 1 to 666 code for a protein of 221 amino acids. NCBI's taxonomy places the organism in Eukaryota, Viridiplantae, Streptophyta, Magnoliopsida, Apiales, Apiaceae.